Pimephales promelas (fathead minnow) is the source of this 1572-nucleotide messenger RNA. RefSeq names its product von Willebrand factor C domain-containing protein 2-like. The record is from RefSeq and is a predicted model, not a curated record. Gene Ontology annotation, cellular component: AMPA glutamate receptor complex. Gene Ontology annotation, molecular function: protein binding. Gene Ontology annotation, biological process: negative regulation of BMP signaling pathway. NCBI's taxonomy places the organism in Eukaryota, Metazoa, Chordata, Actinopteri, Cypriniformes, Leuciscidae.
CCCAGGAGGAGUAAAACUUUCCCUGUGCGUAACUGAAUCCUAAGCGCGCACAGACCAUUCUGACAAUGAAACGCUUUUAAACUUAUCCAGAUUAGUUAAAAAGACGUGUAGCAAGUUAUUUAAGAUAGCAUAGCAAUAUCUAUUUAUUGGCAAGUCUUGUUUUGGGACUGAAGUUUUCUGUAAUGGGCAUGGCUGUAAUCUGGGGUUCCCCGGGGAGUUUUCUUCAAGUCUUGCUUACCCUGUUAAUCUGCGGACAGUGUGCUGUGGCUUUCUCGGGCGCUGGACAACAAGAGACGACCUGUGAGGCAAACGGCAGUGUUUAUUAUGUUGGCGAAUGGUACUUUUUAGACUCAGAUCAUUGUACCCAAUGCGAAUGUACAACAGACGGGUCUGCUUGCGCGCGGACUGAGUGCGCAUCCCUGCCUGCCGCCUGCAUCCAUGUCAGCCAUUACCCGAAAGACUGCUGCCCGAUAUGCGAGAAGAUCGGCUGCGAGUACGGGGGAGAAGUCUACGAGCUGGGGCAACACUUUAAGCCCUCAGCCUGCCAUCAUUGUACCUGCAACAGCGACGGUAUCGCCCACUGUCAGGUUGCAGACUGUGUCCCUCCACCAUGUGUUAAUCCAGUCUAUCAGGAAGGGAUAUGCUGCCCUCAGUGCAUGGAUGGGCCCAACUGUUACGUGAAUGCCUCAAGGACCCAAGUGAUCCCUGGAGGCGAGCCAGUGUGGGUCGACUCCUGUACUAAAUGUCGAUGUCAUGAAGAACAGGAUGCAGGUUAUUGGGAGGGCCACCGUCUGGCAAUGUGUUCCCAUGUCCGCAACUGCCAGCCUGAUGAGGGCUAAACUGAGGAAAGAGGUCAAAAAUGGGGUCAUCUGUCAUCCCAAUUUAUAAAAUGGAUGACAAAAACUUAGCAGAUAUCUAAACCACACAUUUCCUGAUGAAAGUGUUGAGGAUAUAUAGCCCACAACUUUUUCAUUAUUAACCCUUUCACAUUCCAGUUGUUAAUGUAAAUUGAGUGGGUAUAUUAUUUCCUCGUCUUACUAAGGGAUAUUCCCUAAUGAACCAGGUGAUAGAGCUUAGUUUUGAGACACCUUUUUGGCAUGGUUAUAAAUAGCACAGUGAGCAUAUUACAUUGUUCAUAUGCCUUUUAGUAUACAGUGCAGUUGUGUUUAUAAAACUUUGACAUUGCAUGGGCACUGUGCAGUGCACAAUUGCACCUGCAGAUGUGAUGAUCUUACACUAAUCUUUGUGAUUGUUUUUUUUUUAAUAUUUAUAUAUAUGAUUUUUAGUACUGUUUUUUACAUAGUUGUCUGCUUCAAAUGCAUGAAAACCAAAGUAUAUUCAGAUUUCAAGGCUACUGCUAUGCAAGCAUGAAAACAGCUAAUGUAGCAUGAAACACAAACAAACUGACCUAUAAGAAAUGAAUCAUAUAUAAAUAAAGCAGACCCAUUUUUGCUUUAUUUCUGCUCUGACACUUCAUUCAAAGUUGUGGGAAAAUUGCUACUUUUUUCAAGGCCUGCAUUUGCAGCAAUGACACAGAAUGUACACAGAUAUGAAUAAACCAUAAGUGAUCUA